AGACGAUCCACUCUUCUUCUAUCACCAGAGGGUUCUAAACUUCUUAUUCUAUACACAUCUAUCUGAAUAAAAGUUCAUUGCCGACAGGCGUGCCACCAUGCCUGACCACAAAAAGAAAGGCAAGAAGGCCGGCGCCGCCAAAAAUGACCCCGGCUCGGUGAUCACCGACCCCAGAUUCGCCAACAUCCAAACCGACCCUCGCUACCGUCUUCCCAGCAAACGCCAAACCCAUGUUAAGCUCGACAAGCGUUUUGCGCACAUGUUGCGCGACAAGGAUUUCUCCCGCAACGCCGCAGUCGAUAGGUACGGCCGGAAGCUCGCCAGCGACGACACCAAGAAACAGCUCGAGCGAUUCUACCAGCUGGACGAGGAUGCGCAGGAGGGAGAGGAAGAUGAAGAGGAAGGCGAGGACGAGGAAGACGAUGGUCUUGAAGACGCCAGCGUUGCAGAUGACGAGGAGGUGCUUAGAGAGCUGAGAAAGGCAGAGUCGUACGAUCCGGCAAGAGAUGGAGGAUUCGAUGAGUCUUCGUCCUCGGAGGAGGAGAGCUCCGACGAGGAAGAUGAGGACGAAGAGGAGUUCGAAGGGUUUGGCGAGGAGCUGGAAUAUCCUGAUAAGCAGCGGGCGGAUGUGCCUACUGGCGAUGUUACGGAUCGCAUUGCGGUGGUGAACUUGGAUUGGGAUAACAUCCGCGCGGAGGAUCUGAUGGCUGUCUUCUCCAGUUUUGCGCCGACUGGUGGGAGGGUGUUGAAGGUCGCUGUUUAUCCCAGUGAGUUUGGCAAGGAGAGGAUGGAGAGGGAGGAGACGGAGGGGCCGCCUAGGGAGAUCUUUGCAUCGAAGAAGGGUGGUGACUCUGAGGAUGAGGAUGAAAUCGAUUCUGAUGAGGAGGAAGAGAAGAUCAAGCAAUCUAUGCUGAAGGAGGAUAAGGGCGAGGAGUUCAACUCGACACAGCUUCGGAAGUAUCAGUUGGAGCGCCUACGUUACUUCUAUGCUAUCUUGACUUUCUCGUCUAGGGACGUUGCAAAGCACGUUUACGAUUCCGUCGAUGGUGCUGAGUACUUGUCUAGCGCCAACUUCUUCGACCUCCGCUUUGUGCCUGAGGACACUGACUUUUCUGACGAUACGCCCCGCGACGAGUGCACACGCAUCCCCGAUGGGUACCAGCCGAACGAGUUCGUUACCGAUGCGCUGCAGCACAGUAAGGUCAAGCUGACCUGGGAUAUGGAGGAUAAGUCGCGCAAGGAAGCUCAGGCUCGGGCCUUCCGGGGUAGUCGCAAGGAUAUCGACGAGAACGACCUGAAGGCUUAUCUGGCUAGUGAUAGCUCCGAUGAUGAGGAGGAUGAGGGUGGUGUGGAGAUUGUUGAUACUACGCGCGGGGAUGGGGAGACAAAGAAGGUGUCUAAGAAGGAGGAAGAGAAGCAACGUCUCCGGGCUCUACUUGGUCUUGGUGCGGAGCCUACGCCUUCGUCCAAGUCCGAUGGUCCUGUUGGUGAGAUGGAGGUUACCUUCACUUCCGGUCUGGCUGGUGGUCCUAAGGGCGACAGCAUCUUCGAGAACGAGCCUGAGAAAGAUGAGACUACGAUUGAAAAGUACAUUCGCAAGGAGCGUGAGAGAAAGAAGCGCAGAAAGGAGAAGCUCAAGGCCACCAAGCGUGGUGAGGAUGGCGAGCAGGAGGACGAUGCCGCUGAUGCCUCGGAUACUAAGGAACAGCCCCAGGAGGACGACCUGGGCUUUGACGAUCCCUUCUUUGACGACCCUAGUGGCAAGGCUACUGCUGCUGCUCGUCGUAAGGAAGAGAAGCGCAAGAAGCGGGAGGAGCGUGCAGCGGAGGAAGCUGCGGCCGCAGCCAAGCGGGCGGAGCUGGAGCUGCUCAUGAUUGACGACAACAACAAGCCUGGCAUCAAGCACUUCGAUAUGAACGAGAUUGAAAAGGCGGAGAAACAAGCUCGCAAGAAGAACAAGAAGGGCAAGAGUAAGGGCAAGCAAGUUGAAGCUCCCAAGGACGACUUCGAGAUGGAAGUCACCGAUCCUCGUUUCGCUCGACUCUACGAGAGCCACGAGUUCGCCAUCGAUCCUACCAACCCCCGAUUCAAGGCGACUUCGGGUAUGAAGGCUCUGUUGGAGGAGGGUCGGAAGCGACGCAGGGAUCGGGAUGAACAUGCAGACGAGGAGGAUGCUCCUCGUGAACAAAAGAAGAAGCAGAAGAAGAGUGCGUCCAAGGAGGGCGGAUCGGAUGAUCUGAAGAAGCUGGUCGAAAAGGUGAAGCAAAAAACCAAGCGUAACUGAUUGGCUUGUACUAUAUUUAGUUGACUACCUACUACCCCUACUACUACUCAGCUAUCAUGAAAGCGUCAUCACUGGGAUGACGAUGCAGAUACCAUUGGCUAAAAGGUUCUUGUGUUUAAUUUGAGAG
This is a messenger RNA of Aspergillus eucalypticola CBS 122712, 2411 nucleotides long. RefSeq names its product pre-rRNA-processing protein ESF1. Gene Ontology annotation, biological process: rRNA processing. The transcript has 2 exons. The coding region runs from base 98 to 2284 and encodes 728 amino acids. NCBI's taxonomy places the organism in Eukaryota, Fungi, Ascomycota, Eurotiomycetes, Eurotiales, Aspergillaceae. Gene Ontology annotation, cellular component: nucleus. The record is from RefSeq and is a predicted model, not a curated record. Gene Ontology annotation, molecular function: RNA binding.